AUGUGGAAAGACAUCCAAACCAAUAUCCAUUAUGAGUUUUAUGCUGAACAAUCUGUUGUGCUUAUUAAUUAUGUUCUUCAUUCGAUAGGCACAAGGUCGGGCAAUUACAACUCACUGGUCUCCUUCGAGAUCAGCAGUGAGAUAUUUAGUGAAUUGCAACCACCGAAUAAAGUACCAUUGGAGAGUAACUAUUGGGGUCUGUCUCCGGUUGUGGGAGAGUUAGAAGGGUGCCUUUGCUUACUUGUUCUUGAUCCAUGGGCUUAUUUUUGUUGUGUUGCAUGGGUGAUGCAGGAUUACGGUGUUCAAGAAUCUUGGACUAAGAUCUCUAUCGAUACGAGUUUUGUCGAGCAGUAUCCACUCAGGGCCAUGGGGUCUUCAGAGAAUGGAAAGAUUUUAUACUUAAAUGGCCACGACAAUCUAGUUAUAUACGACAAAAAACAUAGAAGUGAUAGGCAACUGAAAGUUUGCGAUUCUGUGGAGUUUACAUCGGGGGUGAAAUAUUUUGAGAGCUUAGUCUCACUUAAAUCUAGUACUUAUUCGGGUAUUGAAGCACAUGGAAGAAUCAAUUGA
Papaver somniferum (opium poppy) is the source of this 570-nucleotide messenger RNA. RefSeq names its product F-box/kelch-repeat protein At3g06240-like. The record is from RefSeq and is a predicted model, not a curated record. NCBI's taxonomy places the organism in Eukaryota, Viridiplantae, Streptophyta, Magnoliopsida, Ranunculales, Papaveraceae. Bases 1 to 570 code for a protein of 189 amino acids. The transcript has a single exon.